This is a messenger RNA of Contarinia nasturtii (swede midge), 6011 nucleotides long. It is a transcript of the gene Rdl, whose product is annotated as gamma-aminobutyric acid receptor subunit beta. Gene Ontology annotation, molecular function: chloride channel activity; neurotransmitter receptor activity; extracellular ligand-gated monoatomic ion channel activity. Gene Ontology annotation, cellular component: neuron projection; synapse; membrane. The coding region runs from base 83 to 1714 and encodes 543 amino acids. The record is from RefSeq and is a predicted model, not a curated record. Gene Ontology annotation, biological process: signal transduction; chemical synaptic transmission; regulation of membrane potential. The transcript has 11 exons. NCBI's taxonomy places the organism in Eukaryota, Metazoa, Arthropoda, Insecta, Diptera, Cecidomyiidae.
ACAUAAACUAAAACUUCAAAAAAAAAAAACAAGUUUAAACAAAAAGAGGAAAACAACCAAAACAAUACAACACAUACACACAAUGGAUCUACUGCCGAAAAGUUUAAUACUAUGGCUUACAAUCACCAUUGCCAUAUUCCUACCAUCGUUCACAUCAAGACAACAGAAUACCGUAGAUGCAGCUUCGGCAGGUGGCAGCAUGUUUGGCGACGUCAACAUAUCGGAAAUCUUGGAUUCAUUUAGUCAUAGUUACGAUAAGAGAGUAAGACCAAAUUACGGAGGUCCUCCAGUGGAAGUUGGCGUCACAAUGUAUGUGCUGUCGAUCAGUUCCGUUUCCGAAGUUCUUAUGGAUUUUACGCUGGAUAUGUAUUUUCGUCAGUUUUGGACUGAUCCACGGUUGGCAUUUCAAAAGAAAACCGGCGUCGAAACGUUGUCAGUUGGAUCCGAUUUUAUCAAAAAUAUCUGGGUACCUGAUACAUUCUUCGUGAACGAGAAACAAUCAUACUUCCACUUUGCGACGACAAGUAAUGAAUUUAUACGUGUUCACCAUUCAGGUUCCAUAACAAGAAGUAUACGGUUAACAAUUACGGCAUCGUGUCCAAUGAAUCUAGAAUAUUUUCCAAUGGAUCGACAGCUAUGCCAAAUUGAAAUUGAGAGCUUCGGAUACACGAUGCGAGACAUUCGAUACAAAUGGAACGAAGGGCCGAAUUCAGUUGGUGUUUCGUCAGAAGUGUCGUUGCCACAAUUUAAGGUUUUAGGACAUCGUCAACGAGCUAUGGAAAUCAGUCUUACAACAGGAAACUACUCACGAUUAGCAUGUGAAAUCCAGUUCGUGCGUUCAAUGGGAUACUAUCUUAUUCAAAUUUAUAUCCCAUCUGGAUUAAUUGUAAUUAUAUCGUGGGUAUCCUUCUGGUUAAAUAGAAAUGCAACACCAGCUCGUGUUGCCCUUGGCGUCACCACUGUGUUGACUAUGACCACACUUAUGUCAUCGACUAAUGCAGCAUUACCAAAAAUCUCGUACGUUAAAUCAAUCGACGUUUAUCUGGGCACAUGUUUCGUCAUGGUUUUUGCCAGUCUAUUGGAAUAUGCCACGGUCGGCUAUAUGGCGAAGCGAAUUCAGAUGCGUAAGCAACGUUUUAUGGCAAUCCAAAAAAUUGCCCAGGAGAAGAAGUUACAAGUAGAUGGUGGCCAACAACCGGCGAUGAUGAGCGCUGGCCCAGAUCACAGCCACAGUCACAGUAGUCACGGACACAGUCACAGUCAUCAGCACGGACCAAAACAAUCAGCAAUGCAGCAACAAAUACCAGGAAAUCGACCAUCCGGUUUUGCAAAUAUGCAGCAGGGCUCGCGAGGCUGUUCAUUAGUUGGCCCACUGUUUCAAGAAGUUCGAUUUAAGGUACAUGAUCCAAAAGUUCAUUCCAAGGGCGGCACACUAGAAAAUACAAUAAAUGGGGGUCGUGGGCGCUCAAACGCCGACAGCGGUCCAGAUGAAGAGUCGGGUGGUGAUAUGCGGCCACCGCCACCACCACAUUUAAUUCAUCCGGGCAAAGAUAUAAAUAAAUUAUUGGGUAUCACACCAUCCGAUAUCGAUAAAUAUUCUCGAAUAGUGUUUCCCGUUUGUUUCGUAUGCUUCAAUUUAAUGUAUUGGAUUAUCUACCUACAUGUGAGCGACGUAGUAGCAGAUGAUUUGGUUCUGUUGAAGGAGGAUAAGUAAAGCGGCCCCCGUGAAUGUUUGACAUGGAGUGAACAACGCAAAAUGGACAAGAGUGAGAUAAAAGCGAAGAAAAAAUUCGUCAGAAACACAAAAUCGGUGAUGUGAAGCAUCUAACAUACAAAACGAAAAAAAAAUAUUCAAGAAAUAAAACCAAAAAAAUAAAAAAAUAAACGCUUAAUACAUAUAUACAUAUAUUUGAAAAAGAAACUAAAAUAAAAUGAAAACCGUUGUUACCCAUCGUUUUGCAAGUAUCAUCGAUAGCUAGUUUAGCAGCGGCCAUUGCAAAAUGAAUAUCUCGAAUUCAACAAAUUGAUUGACAAUGUCGACAGACCAGCCACACACACACACAUACAGCAAUAAUUCAACGUAUUUGUAUAGCAGUACCAACAACAAGAACGGAGCAUCAAAUAGAGUAAACCAAAAUACAAAAAAAAAAAAAAUACGAAAGGAAAACCUGCUCAGUGAAUGAGAAUAAUCAGCCGAUAAAAAAAUAAUCUAAACAUAUUCACUUAAACACAUUCAAAAGAAGCAGCAGAAGAAAAAGCGACAGCAUUCAUUCGUAUUUAUUAAAUAAGAGAAAAACUUUCUAGAUGAAAAAUAAAACAAAAAAUCUCUAUCAGUUAAAUUAAAAAAAACACCAUUUCUCCACGUGUUUCGAUGCAUGCAAUAGUAAAUACAGCAAACAAAACAACAACAACAAAAUAUUAGAUACAUUUAUUAUUAAACAGCAAAGAGCAAAAAUAUUAAAAAGAACAACAACAGCAUUCGUACAAAUAUUCGUGAGCACACCAAACAACAAAAAAAAAUAUUUCGUUUUCAUUCUUUCUCCAGGUGUUGAAUUUGAAGCAUUAAUUGUUACUAUUUCGUUUCGUUGAACUAAUUUAAUUUUAAUUUGCCAUUUUCGAUCCAUUGACAUUUUUGCGUGGCUACACCAUUUCAUUGUUCGCCCGGUUUAAAUUAAAUCGCCCGGUUUUAAUCGUCCUUCGUUUACAAAAUGCACAAUAUUUUCUAAAUCGAUAAUUUCUCAGCUCACAGCAUCUCUAUUCAUUCUUCAACCCACAUCAAAUUUUUCGAAUGUGAUCGAGAAUCGAACAUAGUUUUGCUAUGAGUGGGUGUGUGUGCAAUAAAUAUUGUAAUACAAGUUUAUUUUUUUUUUGUUAUCAAUUAAGUGUUUGUUACUAUUGUGCUUCAAGCCUACAUUUUUAUUUCUGUUGUAUAACCAAAUGGAAUCGCAACAAAAACCACAUGUAUUUUAUGAGCAAUUGCUAUUUGUUGCUUUGUAAAGAGAAUUCGUUUUACAAACGGACUAUACUGAACUAUAUAAAUCAUGAGAUAAGUGAAUAACGUGAUGAUUAUAAAACAAAAUGAAGAACCGUUAAAAAAAUUCAGCUUCCAUUGUGUUUGCCAAAUUUUCAAAACGAAAAAAAAAAACAAAACAAAACAAAUCGAACAAUAACAACAACAACAAAAAGGAAACAAUAAAACGUGAGAAAGAUCGAAAAAAAUACACACGAAUAUAGUGUCACAUUGAUUUCUUCGUCUUUAAAUUUAUUUUAGUGCAAAUUUAUUGAUAACGUCCAAUUCAAUUCGAUUUAUAUGAUUUAGAGGUUUCAUUUUUUUUUCGUGAUAUUAAAUUGAUAUUCAACACCACCACAAAACACUUUUUCGUGAAUUAUAAUCUCGGUUGUGUAUUUCAUUUUAAACAUUUUGUUGUGUAUGCAAAUUCAAAACUUUGUAUGAAUUCAUUCAAAUAUAUAUACUCCAUGCUCACAACACUCGAAGAUUUCAAUAAUCAUGUGAAACAACAACCAAUUUUUACAACAUUCACAAAUCCUUCACAAACAUUUUACAGCACUCACUCGUUCCAACCAUCACACUUGAGAAGUUUUGCACACAUUUGUAGACGAUUUGUUACAUGCACCGUAUUUCCGAUUAAUUAACUAAACUUAAUUGUAACAUAAAAUGAAUCCAAACCAAUUAUGCGUAGAUUUCAAAAUCAAAGAAAUGAAUCAGCUGUCAUUCAUAUACAUGCACACACCAAAUAAUUCAACUCAUUCGAAAAAUUAAUCCAAACGACAGAGGCAAUUUUAUCGAUUAACUAAACAACAAUCUAUAUUUUCGAGCAUGAGCAUCUCAGCAACAACACUUUUUGGGUGCUAAAUACCAAAAUAUGACAACAACAAAAAAAUUGUGUCAUUAGUUAAAUAGAAUUUAUUUUCACCACUCAAAGCAAUACACAUUUUCAAUGAAAACACCAAAAUUAAGUUGAAUUACGUGAAUCGGAUUAAAGCCGAUGACAACAGGAGAUUUCGCAUAAUUACUCUUUUCCAACUUGAUAUAAACUCUAUAUAUUAUGAUUUAUUUGAAAUGUUUUUGAAUGCGCACAUAAAUACACAUACAAACACUCGAAAAAAAAUGCUACAAAUGGAGAAAGAAGAAAAAAGAAGAAAUUUUUUUUGUGUUUGCACCACAUUUAGACUGACCAGAUCAACAUGCUCUAAAAUAAGAGUCUGUCUCCGCCGAGUGCGAUUGAAGUGAAAAAAAAGUCUAGAAUUUUGUGUCGCACAUUCCGUGUUAUGAUAUGCCGAUAUUGGUGAGAUUCCUUUCGAGCUAUCUUCAUAUGGAAGGUAAAAUGCAUUUAUUGAGACGUAAAUAUCACUCUCAAUCGCAAACCGAUGCUGAAACAACUUUGUUGUUUUGCCCACACGAAACUAAGAAAUAAAAAAAUGAGCAAUGCUAAGAAUUCUCUCGCAGUGCAGUCAGACUGAUUGAGUGUAGGGCAUAAAAAAUGCAUUCCAAAUAAUUUUCUAUCCAGCUUUUUUUCAUUUUAUGUUUUUUUUUCUUUACAUUUUUCUGUAAGCAAAAAUGCAUCGAAUCGAGUUACAAAAGGAAUGUGCAAAAUUGAUCUGAAUAAUUUGUCGAUGUAUGAACAAUUUCAAGCACACAUAAAAAAAUAACACUUUCAACAAUUAAAAUGCACACAUUUUUUUGCUCUUAAUUUACUUACUUGACAAAUUAUUUCUAAAUUUCACCCAAAAAAAAAUGCAGAAAAACUACACUCACACAUACACACACGCAUAUAUAGAAAUAAAACUUAUUUCAAGAAUGGAAUAAAAUGAAUAUAUAUAAAAAAAAUGUAAAGUUAUAGACGUAUAAAGAUCUAAAAAAAGAGAGUAAAAAAAUGAUGAUGAAAGUAAUUCACUGAACAGGCGACUUCGGAUUAUCGAAUUUUUGAUAUUUUUAUAUUAGAAAUACAAAACAAGACAUACCACGUUGGUAAAAUGAGAAAAUAAAUAAAAAAAACUAUUGCAAAUAUUAGAUAUGAAAAACUCUUUUCCGUUCUCGGUUGAAUAUUAUAUAAUAUUUCCGUUCCAUUUCGGGUGUUUAUUUUUGUUUUCUGUCAAUUUUUUUGUGAUUGUUCAGUAAGAAGUCUUGUUCCAAAAACACGAAUUAAAAAAAACAAUUCCUAAUCAUUCCACCACAUAAAUGAAAAUUAAUAACACUAUAAAUGAAUUAUUAUUAAAAGAAAACCACACACUCACUCAAACACUAAACACUCAAAAUAUAUUUAAAAUUAAUGAAAAAAAAACAGCCACAUCUAAUGACAUUUUUGCAUAAUUAUCGAAAUUAUGUAAGCCACUGACGAUGUAGGGUGGACAAUUCGGCAUAACAAAAAAAAAAACAAGAAUGUUACAAAAAAAAAAUUAAAAUUAAAAUGAGUAGCUUGAUGCUAAGUAGUAAAUUAAGUAAAUAAAUUUAAAAAAAUGUGAGAUUAAAGAAGAAUGCGCCGAUGAAUGAGAAAAAUUUAGUUUGCAUGUGAGAGUAUCGUGUAUCAUUGACGAUAAAUGAAUAUAAAUCGCGAUCACAUCCGCUAUGGACGCGAGUAAAAUAAGUAUAUAAAAUGUGCAACAGACACACAAAUUAUUAAAGAAAAAAAAACAAAAACAAAUUGUUUCCACGGAUGCAAACUCUCUCUCACAUACAGACACAUUUACACACACAUUUAAAGGUAAAGCAAAAACACUAGGCAUCCACGUUCUUUUGUUAUAUAAAAGGAACGAGCUGCCUACAAUUGAAUUCUAAAUAUUUUAGAAAUAAAUUUACUUAUAAUAUAUUACUAUAUACACUUAUACAUUGCAAAGCAGCAACUGAGAGAGAGAGAGAGAGAGAGAGAUAGGCAGAUCGGAGAAAAAUGAUGUUGAAGGUAAUUAUUAUAUAUGUCUUAAAUUAAACGCAGACGAUAUGGAAAGAGAGUGAAAAAAUACUCUCCGGCUGAAUUGAUAUUAAAUGAGAAAAU